AAAGAGGAGAGCGAGUUUCUGUGUCCUGGGAAAGACAAACUUGGCUUUGCCUUGGUAUGUCUGUUGUCAGUAAAUGACCGCAGGAGCUGAGGUGCUAAACUCCAGUGUCCAGAAGUCAGAAGAAAUUUGGGGGGAAGCCCCUGAGGGCCACGCCCCUCCCUCCCGGCCAUGGCUCCUCUAAGCCAGCUGAGCGGACACAUCAACGCUACCUGCGGAGCGGAGAACGCCACAGGCGCCAGCCGGGCCCGCCCGCACACCUACUAUGCCCUCUGCUACUGUGCGCUCAUCCUGGUCAUCGUCUUCGGCAACGGCCUGGUAUGUGUGGCGGUGCUGAAAGAGCGUGCCCUGCAAACAAGCACCAACUACUUGGUGGUGAGCCUGGCCGUGGCGGACCUGCUGGUGGCCACCCUGGUGAUGCCGUGGGUGGUGUACCUGGAGGUGACAGGCGGAGUCUGGAACUUCAGCCGCGUUUGCUGCGAUGUUUUUGUCACCCUGGAUGUCAUGAUGUGUACAGCCAGCAUCCUGAACCUCUGUGCCAUCAGCAUCGACAGGUACACUGCGGUGGUCAUGCCAGUCCACUACCAGCAUGGCACAGGACAGAGCUCCUGCCGGCGCGUGGCCUUCAUGAUCACAGCCGUCUGGGUACUGGCCUUUGCUGUGUCCUGCCCUCUCCUCUUUGGCUUCAACACCACAGGGGACCCAAGCAUCUGUUCCAUCUCCAACCCUGAUUUCGUCAUCUACUCUUCAGUGGUGUCCUUCUACCUUCCCUUUGGAGUGACUGUCGUCGUGUAUGCCAGGAUCUAUGUGGCGCUGAGACAGAGGAGACGAAAACGGAUUCUCACUCGACAGAACAGUCAAUGCAUCAGCAUCAGGCCUGGCUUCCCCCAACAAUCUACCUGUCUGCGGCUGCACCCCAUUCGGCAGUUUUCAAUAAGGGCCAGAUUUCCAUCAGAUGCUACAGGGAAAAUGGAACAUUCAGAAGAUAAAAAAUAUCCUCAGAAAUGUCAGGACCCUCUCUUGUCACAUCUGCAGCCCCUCUCCCCUGGCCAGGCACACAUGGAGCUGAAGCGCUACUACAGCAUCUGCCAGGAUACUGCCUUAGGGAGACCAGGACUUCAAGAAGGGGAAGGAGAGUUGGAAAGGGAGGCAAGGACUCGGAACUCCCUUAGCCCAACCAUGGCACCCAAGCUCAGCUUAGAGGUUCGAAAACUCAGCAAUGGCAGGUUGUCAACAUCCCUGAAGCUGGGGUCCCUGCAACCUCGGGGGGUGCCACUUCGGGAGAAGAAGGCAACCCAGAUGCUGGCCAUUGUGCUUGGGACCUUCAUUGUCUGCUGGCUGCCCUUCUUCUUGACCCAUGUUCUCAAUACCCACUGCCAAGCAUGCCACGUGUCCCCAGAGCUUUACAGCGCCACCACAUGGCUGGGUUACGUGAACAGCGCCCUCAACCCCGUGAUCUAUACCACCUUCAAUGUUGAGUUCCGCAAAGCUUUCCUUAAGAUCCUGUCCUGCUAAAGGGGAAGAGGAGGGAGCACUCCCUGUGCCCACCUCUGCUUCCAGGCCAUUGGGUCCCUGGCCAGGGCCUGCUCAGAAAGACUGUGGAAUGUCCUCUGGCAUGUGGCAGGCAGAGGAUCCCUGGAGCCAGGACAUCCCUGCGUGGCGACUGUCUCCUCCUAAACAGAAUGUUCUACCUCCCCAGCUAAAAUCGGACUUCAUUCUGGCAAUCUUCAAGUGGUGGGGGACCUGUAAACGAUAAGCAAUAAUUCAGAAAGAAGCUGAUAAAACAUGACUCUUCAUACAUACAAAAUUGUCAUCAGAGGCAUGAUUCAUUACAGUGAACAAAAAAUGAAGAGAUUUCAUCAUUCUCAACUUGCCAGGGGGCCUUGAAAUCUCAGCCGGUAAACCGUCUUGCAGCCCGUCUCUCUUUCUUUGAACCUGUAAUUAACAGUCAGACUAACCUUGUCCUUUUGUGGGCACAUUUCUCCUUGAUCACUCCUUUCUCCUUCAUUGUAUCCUGAAAUAUGAGCGACAAGGCCAACGCUUCUACCUCUCUGUAGAAACCGUUUGGCUACAUUUGGUGAGGGAAUUUCCUCACCUCAAGGGAGAUACCAUCCCACAUUGGGAUCUGAGCUUCCCUUCACACCUUGCUUCCCUUAUAUUUUAGCUCUAGCUAGGCAGUCCCUUUUGUUCUAUUCCCUUGCUCUUUGAGGCAGUUUCAGAGUCUCAACUUCCAGAGUAUUUCAAGAGGGGGAUGUCAAAUGAUAAAGGAAUGGAAAUACCCACUGUAGCAUCACUGUUGAACCUUGUGGUUCAGAACAUGCCUUAGGAAUGCUUUCCAUAAUGCUAUAAGGUUUUCCUACCCAAGGCAUCUCCAUCUCCUGCUCAACAAAGACCCAGUACCUUCAGAAUCCUGAGACUCACUAAGUAUUAAGUGUCAGUACUAAGUGCCAGUUACUUCCCCAUGUUCUGGAUAUACAACAACGAAUAAGACAGUCCCUGCCCUCAAGGAGGUCACCAUCUGCUUCUGUGUUUGCCCAUUUACUUCUCUAAGAGUGACAGGGACUCCUCUAGAUUCCAAAGGACCUCAGAACUGAGGGCACUGCACAGGGUGGCUGCUCAAAUCCAUCAUAUGGACAGUCUUUGUAAAGUCCUAGUGCAGAUUCUCAACUUCACCCCCCAAAAACUUAAGACUAAAGACAUAAUAGAAACAAUUUAUAAUUGUCAUUCAAAAUUGCAUUUAGGAGGAACUUGAAUAUUCUCAACAUUUUACCCUCUUACCUACAGAAACUAUUUUUUAUUGAUUGCAGGAUCAAGCUACAAUUUAUGUACAAUUCAUGAAAUGUUGUCAUCCUGAAUGGUCCGGUUUGCUAAUGCUGCCAGUAUGCAAAAUACCAGAAAUGGAUUGGCUUUUAUAAAGGGGAUUUAUUAAGUUACAAAUUUAGAGUUCUGAGGCCAUAAA
This is a messenger RNA of Choloepus didactylus (southern two-toed sloth), 2956 nucleotides long. It is a transcript of the gene DRD3, whose product is annotated as dopamine receptor D3. The record is from RefSeq and is a predicted model, not a curated record. Gene Ontology annotation, cellular component: plasma membrane. NCBI's taxonomy places the organism in Eukaryota, Metazoa, Chordata, Mammalia, Pilosa, Megalonychidae. The coding region runs from base 169 to 1512 and encodes 447 amino acids. Gene Ontology annotation, biological process: adenylate cyclase-inhibiting dopamine receptor signaling pathway; adenylate cyclase-activating adrenergic receptor signaling pathway. Gene Ontology annotation, molecular function: G protein-coupled receptor activity; dopamine neurotransmitter receptor activity, coupled via Gi/Go. The transcript has 9 exons.